AUGGACGAGGCAGUCGGGGAUCUGAAGCAGGCGCUUCCUUGCGUGGCGGAGUCACCCGUGAUCAACGUGGAGGUGCAUCUGCGCUGCAACAGCACUGCAAAAAAAGAAGAAAUAAAGCUGAGUGUUAUAAAGCUACUAAAUAGACAUAACAUCGUGUUUGGAGAUUACACAUGGACUGAGUUUGAUGAUGCUUUUCUGUCCAGAAAUGUGCAGUCCGUGUCUAUUGUUGAUACCGAGUUAAAAGUGAAAGAACGACAGCCAAUUGACUUGAGCAAAUGUGCUCUUGCCCUUCAUGUCUUCCAACUGAAUGAAGAAGGACCCAGCAGUGAAAAUUUGGAAGAAGAGUCAGAAAAUAUAAUUGCAGCAAAUCAUUGGGUGCUGCCUGCAGUUGAAUUUCAUGGUCUUUGGGAGAGCCUUGUGUAUGAUGUUGAAGUUAAGUCACACUUGCUUGACUACGUGACGACAACCUUAUUAUUUUCCGACAGAAACGUUGAUAGUAAUCUAAUAGCCUGGAACAGAGUUGUUUUGCUACAUGGACCUCCAGGAACUGGAAAAACAUCUUUAUGUAAAGCAUUGGCGCAGAAAUUGACAAUUAGACUUUCAUGCAGGUAUCAAUAUGGACAAUUAAUUGAGAUAAAUAGUCAUAGCCUUUUCUCUAAGUGGUUUUCAGAGAGUGGCAAACUAGUAACAAAGAUGUUCCAGAAGAUUCAAGAGUUAAUCGAUGAUAAAGAAGCCCUGGUGUUUGUGCUGAUUGAUGAGGUGGAAAGUCUCACUGCAGCCCGUAAUGCCUGUAGGGCAGGCACUGAACCAUCAGAUGCAAUCAGGGUUGUCAAUGCUGUUUUGACACAAAUUGAUCAGAUUAAAAGGCAUUCAAAUGUUGUUAUAUUAACAACUUCAAAUAUUACUGAGAAAAUUGACAUGGCCUUUGUAGACAGAGCUGAUAUAAAACAAUACAUAGGGCCUCCAUCUACUGCAGCUAUUUUCAAAAUUUAUCUUUCUUGUUUAGAAGAACUAAUGAAGUGUCAAAUAAUAUACCCACGGCAACAGCUAUUGACUCUUCGAGAACUAGAAAUGAUUGGUUAUGUUGAAAAUAAUGUAUCAAAGCUGAGUCUUCUCUUAAGUGAAAUUUCAAGGAAAAGUGAAGGACUUAGUGGUCGAGUCUUGAGGAAACUUCCUUUUCUAGCCCAUGCAUUAUAUAUACAAACACCGACUGUUUCAGUAGAAGGCUUCCUCCAGGCCCUUUCACUCAUAGUGGACAAACAAUUUGAAGAGAGAAAGAAGCUCUCAACUUGCAUUGGAUAAUCUGUUGUAUCUGACUCAAUUGCACAUGUAGUAAUUGAUUCAAUAUUCUUAAGCACAGCUGUUGCCCCUGUAAUUCCAUCUUUAAAGAAGAGUUAAACUGGGAGUCAGAAUUACCCUUGUUUCCUUAGUCUUUAUUAAAAGCAUUAGUCAGUGUGUGCUACACACAUCAUUGUCAAAUUCCUUUAGAAAUACAAAUGUCCUAUUGUGCUCACCGUUUUGAGGAAAAAUUUAGAAUGUAUAUACUGACAGUUUUGUUCAUAUCUACCCAAAGAAUCAUCU
Trichosurus vulpecula (common brushtail) is the source of this 1581-nucleotide messenger RNA. RefSeq names its product thyroid hormone receptor interactor 13 (gene TRIP13). The record is from RefSeq and is a predicted model, not a curated record. Lineage: Eukaryota; Metazoa; Chordata; Mammalia; Diprotodontia; Phalangeridae. Gene Ontology annotation, cellular component: nucleus; chromosome. Gene Ontology annotation, molecular function: ATP hydrolysis activity; ATP binding. The transcript has 13 exons. The coding region runs from base 1 to 1302 and encodes 433 amino acids. Gene Ontology annotation, biological process: meiotic recombination checkpoint signaling; reciprocal meiotic recombination.